AUGGCUUCAACGGUGCCACCACUUGCAGAGCCUAGACAUAUUGAGGUAUUUGCAGCCCUUUCAGAUGGGGUGAUCCAUGACACACCCAUUGACAUCAUCAAGGAAGUAGUUGGUGAUUCUCUAACUGAUGAGGAGAUUGAGGAAUAUGCCAAGACCUUCAAUAGACCCUCGCAAAUCACUGGGUUCAAGGAACGGCUCUUGACUACAAUAAACAGCAAUACCACUGCUGCAACAGGUAAAUUCAUAACCUUGAUGAACAUUUUGGACUCGAGAACAUUUGCUCCACUUUUUACAAACUCGUUGAUCUUGAUCAGAGAUAUGACUUUAGACCAGCGUGAACAAUUGUUGAAAUCUUUCAGAGAUUCUCCAAUAUUUGUAAAAAGAGUAUUAUUCAAAUCUGUGCUUACAUUGACAAUCAACACAUUAUUAGUCUUGGGAAACGAAUUACACUACAAGGCUAUCCGCUACCCUGGAAGAGAGUUGCGUGAAGAAGCAUAUGAAGGCUUUAAAGCUGACCCAUUUAGGUAUGAUAUGUUAUCUAAGCCAGAAUUUGAUAAUGCAAACUUACACUUGACAGACAUUGAUGUUGUUAUAAUUGGAUCCGGUGCUGGUGCUGGGGUAGUUGCGCAUACUUUGGCCAACGACGGUUACAAGAGCUUGGUGUUGGAGAAAGGAAAAUACUACGCACGUUCCAACUUUAACUUCAAUGAUAAGGAAGGUAUAGACUCUCUCUAUCAGAAUAGAGGAAUCUUGACGUCAACAAACCUGCAAAUCUUAUUGCUAGCUGGUUCUAACUUUGGAGGAGGUACCACCGUGAAUUGGUCUGCCAGUCUUAAGACACCUUUUAAAGUAAGAAAAGAAUGGUAUGAUGACUACGGGUUGAAUUUUGCUGCAACUGGCUCGUACGACGAGUGUCUAGGAUAUAUUUGGAAACAGAUGGGUGUUUCAACGGAAGGAAUCAAGCACUCCUAUGCCAAUCAAGUGUUAAUGGAUGGUUGUAAAGCAUUGGACUACCCCGUAAAAGAAAUCGACCAAAACUCUGGUGGCCAUCCUGCUCAUUCAUGUGGAUUUUGUUACUUGGGUUGCAAACAUGGUAUCAAACAAGGAUCUUCCGUCAAUUGGUUUCGUGCAGCUGCUGCAAAUGGAUCUAAGUUUAUGGACCAGGUUAGGGUGGUCAAAAUUUUACAUAAGAAUGGUGUUGCAAGUGGUCUUUUGUGUCAAGAUACGGUUACUGGAAGAAAGUUCAAGAUUACUGGUCCCAAGAAGUUUGUUGUUGCUGGUGGAUCAUUGAAUACGCCUAUUGUUUUGCAAAAUUCCGGCUUCAAAAAUAAAAACAUUGGAAAGAAUUUGAAGUUACAUCCUGGUGUUUCAGUGCUUGGUGAUUUUGGUCGCGAUGUUCAAGCAGAUCAUUGUAAAAAUUCAAUUAUGACCGUAGUGUGCACCAAAGUUGACGAUUUGGAUGGAAAAGCACAUGGUUGUAAAAUUGAAACACUUUUAAAUGCACCAUUUUUUCAAGCUGCCGCUUUGCCAUGGAAAGAUAGCAAGCAAAUUCAACAGGACUUAUUAAGACACAAUCAAUUAUGUGCUAUGGCUUUAAUUUGUCGUGAUACCUCCAGUGGCUCAGUUUAUGGUGAUCCACAAAGACCAGAUGCUUUGUAUGUUGAUUAUAGUAUUAACAAAUUCGACAAGAACAUUCUUUUGCAAGCAAUACUUGUCACAGCAGACAUUUUAUAUGUUGAAGGUGCAGAAAGAAUUUUGAGUCCUCAAGCAUGGGUUCCUAUUUUUGAGACGAAGAAACUGAAGAGAAAUAGAUCUAUUAAAGACAAGGACUUUGUCGAAUGGAAAGAGAAGGUUGCUAAAUUACCAAUCGACAACCAUGCUACUGCACUUGCUUCAGCUCAUCAAAUGUCCAGUUGCAGAAUGUCUGGUAAAGGUCCAAAAUAUGGUGCCUGUGAUACGAAAGGUAAGCUUUUUGAAGCUUCCAACAUUUACAUCGCAGAUGCUAGUUGUAUGCCAACAGCUUCUGGUGUCAAUCCCAUGGUGACCACGAUGAGUUUAGCAAGACAUGUUGGACUUUGUUUGUGCAAUGAUUUGAAAGAAAAAGCUAGGUUUUAG
Molecule: messenger RNA, 2115 nt
Organism: Lodderomyces orthopsilosis Co 90-125
Lineage: Eukaryota; Fungi; Ascomycota; Pichiomycetes; Serinales; Debaryomycetaceae
Product: GMC family oxidoreductase
Exons: 1
Coding region: 1-2115 (704 amino acids)
Molecular function (GO): long-chain-alcohol oxidase activity; flavin adenine dinucleotide binding
Source: RefSeq, a predicted model, not a curated record